Prunus armeniaca (apricot) is the source of this 327-nucleotide messenger RNA. Lineage: Eukaryota; Viridiplantae; Streptophyta; Magnoliopsida; Rosales; Rosaceae. The record is from the annotation of a GenBank genome assembly.
AUGGCAAUGAAGAACAAUGGUUUCAAACAGUGCAACUCAGAUCAUACUCUAUUCUUGAAACAUCGGAAAAGGAAGGUAACAUCAUUAAUAAUCUAUGUUGAUGAUAUGAUUAUUACUAGGAAUGAUAAACAAGAAAUAUCACAGCUACAAGACUAUUUGGCUAUUGAGUUUGAGAUGAAUGAUCUAGGUGGACUCAAGUAUUUCUUGGGAAUUGAGGUGGCUCAAUCGCAGCAAGGCAUAUUUCUCUCUCAAAUGAAAUAUGUCUUGGACUUGUUGACAGACACAGGAAUGCUAGAUUGCAAACCUGCAGACACUCCUAUUGUUUAG